Abrus precatorius (Indian licorice) is the source of this 760-nucleotide messenger RNA. Its product is annotated as transcription factor MYB90-like. Lineage: Eukaryota; Viridiplantae; Streptophyta; Magnoliopsida; Fabales; Fabaceae. The transcript has 3 exons. The coding region runs from base 38 to 760 and encodes 240 amino acids. The record is from RefSeq and is a predicted model, not a curated record.
UGAAGGAAUUGUAGGGAAACUGAGUUAAGUUUCUCUCAUGGAAGGAGCAUCAGGUGUGAGAAAAGGCGCAUGGAGCAAAAUGGAAGAUGACCUUCUUAAAGCUUGCAUUCAGCUUUAUGGGGAGGGAAAGUGGCACCUUGUUCCUCAAAGAGCAGGGUUGAAUAGAUGCCGCAAGAGUUGUAGACUGAGAUGGUUGAACUAUCUCAAACCAAAUAUCAAGCGGGGAGAUUUUAGUGAAGACGAGAUUGAUUUGAUGAUCAAAUUGCAUAAGCUUUUGGGAAACAGAUGGUCGUUGAUUGCUGGAAGACUUCCAGGAAGAACUCCAAACGAUGUGAAAAACUAUUGGAACACUUACAUGCGCCGGAAAAUAGAGUCUCAGAAGAAAGACAAUAACAUAAAGCAGCAAGAAGCCAUAUUAACAGUGACACCCCAUGAAGUGAUAAAGCCUGUACCUCGAACUUUCUCUAAAAAUGACUCUCCUUCUUUGCAAGGGAGAUUUAUUGCCUCCAAUGAAAGUGGUUCCAAAGUUGGUGUUAGUGAAGCAUGUGCAGCUUCAUCAGGAUCCGGAAAUUGGUGGGAAACUUUGCUAGAAGACAAAGGUGGCAGUGUAGAUAUGACAGAUCUUUGGGAUGAAGAGCUUGCUUCAAUAACAACAGCUUGUGAUUUUCUUACCGAAGGUAAUAAUAAUUGGAGUGAUUUUCUUCUUGACGAGGAUUUGUUGGAUACUCAAAUCUUGAACGUUAAUGUAGGAGAUUAUUAG